AAAUUGUGUUUUUAGAGAAAAAUACUCUCAGAGUAAUUAUUACACUUUCGAAAUUCCGUAUCUACACGCCGUGAGGAGAGGGAGUAGUACGGACCUUAUGUAACAGAUAAUUUGACGCCUAAUUCUGCGGUGGGCCGAUCCAUUCAUUCAUUCAAUCACGGCGAACUAAUCCGCAGUAUAUCGAAACGGCGAUGCCUCCCGCCGAUCGAGAGAGAGGUACACCUGUUCUCUCGAUUUCCUCUCCAAAUUCCUCAUUCCUUUCUUCCUUCGAUCGAUCACAUUCACAUGUAUUCGCUUUUGGAGGCUCUGCGUGCGUAGGUCCAUUUCCAAAAUGGCGAAUUACCAGAAGCUCGAAACAGAGGCUAAUGAUCGCGAUCUGAAAUCCUGCGCUCCUCCUCCGCCUGCGGAGACGGUACCGUUGGGAUGGCCGGCGGUCGGAGAGCCUACCACGAUGCAGAAGACGCCGUGGCAGACCGGAAUCCUAUCCUGUUUAGGAAACGGCCACGAGUUCUACAGCAGCGAUCUCGAAGUUUGUGUGGUUGGCGUUGCUGCACCCUGCGUCCUUCAUGGAAGCAACGCGGAGAGAAUCGGCGUCGGUUCCAGCUCCGGUUCAUUUGCUAGCCACUGCUUGCCUUACACAGGCCUUUGCAUACUCGGCAAUUGCCUCUUCGGCUGGAACUGCCUCGCGCCAUGGUUCUCCUACCACAACCGCACCGCCAUUCGCCACAAGUUUAAUCUCCAGGGGAAUUGUGAGGUAGUCGGGCAGACGUGCGGCUGCUGCGGAGGCUCGGCAAUGGACGAGGUUCGGCAGGAACAGUGCGAGACAGCUUGCGAUUUCGCAACCCAUGUUUUCUGCCAUGCUUGCGCAAUCUGCCAGGAAGCUCGCGAGGUUCGUUAUCGACUGCCUUAUCCUCAUUCUCAGAACAACAUUCAAGGAACACCGGUAGUGCUCAUGAUCCCACCGGCCGGACAGACCAUGGGCAACACAAGGACACCUUGAAUCGUUAAAUGCCGGGCUAUUGUCGCCUCUACUUCCCGAUCGCAUAUUCUAAGUCCAACUGUAUAUAAAGUACAAAACUACCCGACUUUUUGAAGUGUAUAAGGAUAACUGUAGCAUCAAAUUUACCUAAUGCCGAGCAUCAUUCUAUGGUA
Molecule: messenger RNA, 1152 nt
Organism: Andrographis paniculata
Lineage: Eukaryota; Viridiplantae; Streptophyta; Magnoliopsida; Lamiales; Acanthaceae
Product: cell number regulator 8-like
Exons: 3
Coding region: 332-1000 (222 amino acids)
Source: RefSeq, a predicted model, not a curated record